CACCAGAAGAAGUUGAUGUGGCAGGUAUAUUAGCACACAAGUGCUUGUUUACACAUCUAGCAAACAUCGAGUAACACAAUCCUUCGUUUGAAGUCGUGCUCCUGGUCAACCAACAAAUGUAAAUCCAGUAUUCACUCUACCUCUUAGCUCUGGUUUCGUCUACACCAACACUUGGGGACACUUGCUUAAGCUAAUGCUAAUGCUAAAUCCUCCACUCGCCACUCCACUCACUUAUCAUUACCUUUCUCUGUAAUUUGGUUCUGGGCAGACAGCGUAUGGUGGGAGUCAGAACAGUAAAUCUGAGGUCUGUAAAACCAAAACAGUGUCCUGAAAGAAGCUAAAAUGCUGCAUAACCUUCAGGUGAAAUACUGCGUCGCUGUACACGACUCAUGUUACAUUCAUGUAGUAAUUUGAGUCAUUGAAAUAAUAGGAGCUAUAGGAGCUUUAAUAGUCAGCUGUGGUGCAACUCUCUGCAUCAUAAAGAGGCAGCAAAGACCUGAACUGUUUAUAAAACCUAUAAGAUUAUUGAGUGAAAUGACCUCUUAACCUCCCCCAUUUCUUCUUUCUCUCUCCUCCAACAUAUUAAUGUUUUUCUGCUGAAUUUAAAGAACCUUUACACCUAAUGUUUUUACAUGCAACACUUAGAAUUUGAUUUCCUGGCAACACAUUUUGCCUUGAGUUUAUGAUUAUUUUCAAAGAGGAUUUACUGAGAGAAAAAAACAACAACAACAUGUCAAGAAGAUAGCAGACAUUUUUUUAAAAUAGCCCAUAUUCAUGUUGUAUUUAUCAUUAUUUGUCAUCAGUAUGUGGUGGUAGUAUGUGGUAUGGAUUUAAAGUAAAAUGUGGUGUUACAGGGUUAUUUUUUAAAAGUGUGUAUGCAGCGUUUCCAUCGUUUCCAUCUGUGUCAGAGGUCCUAUUGAACACUCCACUAAUACACUGCGUUAAUAGGAUUAUGAGGAGUGAUUUAGUCCUCUGAAGCUCCAUUCACAUGUUCAGUCAGAGUCAGGUGUUACAACCUGAAGAACAGACAUGAAAGACCCACAGCUCCCAGUCAUCAAAACGCAGUUGUGGCCAAAGCAGAAAUCAAGUAAAAAAUCCAAAGAUGAGGCCCAGAAGGUAGAGAAGACAGCAAAGCCACAGGCCUCGGCUCUCGCAUGUGUCUUACCACAAUUGACCGAGUCAGAGAGAAUGGCGCAGUCGCCGUUUGAGAGAGUCGUCUAUGACAUGGCCCACAACGAGAAGAUCAUCAACGACCUGAUGCUCGGUCGAAGGGUUGGCUUUUAUGAGCUGCGCGGGGAGAUCGGGCAGGGCAACUUCUCUACAGUCAGGCUUGGCAUCCAUGCCUUGACGAAAGAGAGAGUAGCCAUCAAAGUCAUUGACAAGCUGCGUCUGGAGAAGAGGAGCCAGCCUCUGACUUCCUCAGAAAUCAGCUGCAUGGAGAAACUGUGCCACCCCAACGUAGUGCGUCUUUACGAGGUGAUCGAGACCAGCCGGAAGCUUUAUCUGGUGAUGGAGUAUGGGAGUGGGGGAGACCUGUUCUCCCGAAUCACCACCAGGGGGAAGCUCAAUGACGUGGAAACCAAGCUGGUCUUUGCACAAGUCCUCUCUGCUGUUAAACACAUGCAUGACAACAACAUCGUCCACAGAGACCUUAAGGCAGAAAACAUCUUUUACACCACCAGCUACUGCAUCAAGGUCGGAGAUUUUGGCUUCAGCACAGAGAGCAGCCCUAAUGAGCUCCUCACCAGUUUCUGUGGCUCUCCACCUUACGCCGCCCCUGAACUGUUUAAGGAAAAAGGCUACAGUGGACAUCAUUCUGAUAUUUGGGCUUUAGGUAUCCUCUUGUACUUCAUUGCGACAGCCACUAUGCCCUUUUUCGGGGACAACCUGGGGAGGCUGAAGCGCUGCAUCCUCCAGGGGGCCUACACUAUCCCUGCUUAUGUGCCCGAUCCCUGCCAGCUGGUCAUCAAGGGCAUGCUUCGGCCUGUGCCUGCUGAUCGCUCCUCUCUCACUCAGAUUACAAACAGUGCUUGGCUGAGUGGGAUUGAGUACCCUCAUCCGUAUGUCUUGUUGCCCACGUCCCCGGCCCACCUCUCCCAGGCCAGCGAGGCCCUGUGCGCGGAGGAGCGGGAGGUGCAGAGGUUGAUGUUGGAGCUAGGUAUCUUGACAGUUCACCUCCAAAACAAUCCCUGUUUAGAUGGUAGGAGCCCACUGACAGGGACCUACCGCAUCCUCCUCCAUCGGGUCCAGAAGAGGAAGUCAGUGGAGGCUGUAGGUUAUUCAGCGCUUCACCCUGAUGAAUAUAGGAGCCCGAGCAAGUGGUCUGCAGCGUCUGUGAGCAAACACACUCCCUCUGCUGUUUGUGCAAUACUGUAAUGAAAAAUAACUGGAGUUGAGUUGUGGCUACACAGGCACUUUAUCACUUACACAUGUUCCCAUGUGCUAGUAGAGCAUCCAAGUUGUAUUGUACAAUAUUGGACCAAAAUGACACUCACGCACUCAGAGGUUGAGGUCAGAGCCGGAGGGUUCUUGUGUCCCUCAGUGUUAAGUCGUUUAUAGCUCGUAGACUAGGGUACCUCUCUUAAGUGAUUAGCUAUGGCUUUCUGUUCUGAUUAUAUCGCCAAGAACAAGCUUACUGACGCAAAGCAUCAGUCACUGUAUGGCAAUCAGCAUCUUCCAAUCCCUCUUAGUCAGAGCAUAAAUCUACUGAACUAAUCCAAGGCCACAGGUAAUCCUAAUAAGGGAGACACUGAGAACAUGCUUGGUCUAACAGAAAUGAAACCUGAGACUGCGGUGGGUGGGGGGUCAUUUCCUGACACUAGGUAUAAAACAAAAUUACAACCACAGACACAACGGGUGGGGGGGGGGCAGUAACUUAUGCCUAAAAUGCCUUCAUUUCAUAUAGAAAUUUAUUUCAAAACUUUCUGAAUAAAAUGUACAUUUUAUGACUGUAAGUUUUGCACAAUUUUAAUCUCAUUUUGGGUUAUGUUUUCUGGCAAUAGUUUCAUAAAUGCUUCAUGGAUACUGGCCUGAAUUUAAUGCCACUCUGUAUUAAUAAUUAUAGUAAUGAGUAAGGCCAAAUUCAUCAUUUAUAAUAAAAGCAUUUUCAAACAAUGA
Molecule: messenger RNA, 3117 nt
Organism: Lates calcarifer (barramundi perch)
Lineage: Eukaryota; Metazoa; Chordata; Actinopteri; Centropomidae
Product: serine/threonine-protein kinase NIM1
Exons: 4
Coding region: 1030-2376 (448 amino acids)
Biological process (GO): intracellular signal transduction; protein phosphorylation; microtubule cytoskeleton organization
Cellular component (GO): cytoplasm
Molecular function (GO): ATP binding; tau-protein kinase activity; protein serine/threonine kinase activity
Source: RefSeq, a predicted model, not a curated record